Molecule: messenger RNA, 564 nt
Organism: Trichosurus vulpecula (common brushtail)
Lineage: Eukaryota; Metazoa; Chordata; Mammalia; Diprotodontia; Phalangeridae
Product: 1,5-anhydro-D-fructose reductase-like
Exons: 6
Coding region: 1-564 (187 amino acids)
Cellular component (GO): cytosol
Molecular function (GO): aldose reductase (NADPH) activity
Source: RefSeq, a predicted model, not a curated record
AUGGAGAACCUGAAGAUACUUGAAAAAGAAAAUAACAUGCUCUGGAAUACCUUCCAUGAGAAGGACCUUGUGAAACAUGCUUGCCAAAAUAGCCUGAAGGAUCUACAGGUGGACUGUUUGGAUCCUUACCUGAUGCGUUGGCAUAUGGGUUUUAAGCAAUUGGAAAAAUGCAAAAGAGGAACGCUUGCCUCAGGAGAUAAAGUGUUUUCCAUUCAUUGGAGGUCAAAUUUCAACCAUAAACAAAUUGAGAGACUUUUGAACAAGCCUGAUUUACGAUACAAGCCAACAAAUAACCAGAUAGAGAGCUACCCAUUCCUCACUCAGGAGAAGCUGAUCAACUAUUGCCAUUCAAAACAUAUCUCUGUGACAGCCUAUCGCCCUCUUGGGGGCACAACUGAUGUCGUCAAUGAACCCAUUCUUAAGAAGAUUGCUGAAAAAUACAACAAAUCUGAAGCUCAGGUUUUGAUUCGAUUUCAGAUACAGAGAAAUAUGGCCGUAAUCCCCAAGUCUGUCACACCAAGUCAAAUAAAAGAGAACUUCCAGUUUAGUAUUGCUGGCUGGUAG